AUCCGCUUUCACCAUAUUAUUAAACAAAACAUUUUAUUUACCCUUCGCUACGCUUUAUGUCAAAUAUCAAAGUGCUGGUUCGCUUCAGAAAGCCCGCCAACUCACUGCCCUUCACGACAAUAGCAAAAAAUGAGGUAUUUGUGGAGAGCAACGGUGUUAGGUACAAUUUUGAUCGUGUGUUUGUAAAAGAAAGCAACAAAAGCAUAUACGAGUAUCUGAAGGAGGGAAUAGUCUGUGGGGGCGAUCUUGAGUGCGCGAUCAAUAGCUAUACCGGUGGUGAUGGAGCAUCCACAAAUAAUACGCUCACUAUAAUGUGCUACGGCAGUACGGGCUCGGGUAAGACUUUCACAAUGCUCGGCAACAAGAAAGAGAAGGGAAUCUUCCAGUUGAUAAGAGACACAUACGAUAUUUUAGAAUUUAAGUGCUUUGAACUGUAUAAUGAACGGGUGAUAGUGCGAACUGAGAAUGUGCAGGAUGUUGGCACGUUUGAAGGCAUGCUAGUGAGAAAAAGAACGGCUCUUAACGAAGAGUCGUCACGAUCACACACAAUAAUGGAAAUGGUCGUACAACAAAACAAGUCCAAUCAUGGUAAAAUUUUCAAAAUUAUACUCAUUGAUCUGGCUGGUUCAGAGGACAACCGAAAGACCGGCAACUCUCCACAAUCGAAUCCUUCGCUGAUGAAGGAGUCAUCAACCAUAAACAAAUCACUGUUUGUUCUACGAAAUGUGAUUACAGCAAUCUACAAGAAGAGAAAAAGCGUACCAUUCAGGGAAAGUGUGCUUACAAAGUAUUUGAAAGAGUAUUUUAAGGGUCGUGUAGUGCUCUUGGCCACAGUUGUUGAUGACUGUGAGAUGAUGGGAGAGGGAAUAAGUACCUUAAACUUUGCGAGCAUGAGUAAACGGAUCGUUUGGAAGGACAAGAUCAGAGAAAAGAGGGAUGGAUGCAACGAGCUUAUCGAGAGAUUGUAUAAAGGCAAAAAUUUUGGUAGUAAAGAGAGACCGGUGCUCGACGAAAAAGUUAAUUUUGAGAAAGAAUCUGUAAGAAGACCUGUUAGAAGGGCGGUUCAAGGUGAUAAAAGUAAGAAAAAAAUGAGAAAAAGUGGAGAAGACUUCGUAAAAGCAAAUGAAGAGAAGGAGGAACUUACUUUUACCAGAAGCGGAGACACGGAUACCGGAACUAGGAGCAGUGAAGGUGCAUAUGACAAAAUUGUUAAGAACGAUGUUUAUGGAGUAAAAUCAUUUGAUGAGAACUGUGCACGCGUUAUAAGCGAUGAUAAAGCUAAAUGCGUUCCAAAGAUUGACGUGAAUGAGAACAGAAUAUGCGAUAUUUCUACUACGUUCAGCAGUACUGAUAUAAUAGUACACUCAUUUGAUGGUAACGAGCAAAAUAGUGACCGGCUGGUUAAUAAAAAAGUUUUUGACGUCAUUUUGAAGCGAGCGCGGCAGUUUGAAGAACAAGGCUGCAAAAGAAAAGCGCUGGAAAAUUACAAAAUGCUUUUGGAAAUGACCGAGGAGGACAAAAACAGUUUGGGAGCAGGAGUAGAUGCAAAAAGCAAGGAAAUACACGGUAUUAUCACGGACGUGGUAAAUGAUACCUCUCGCAACGAACUUAACGACCAAAAUAAUGCUACGAUUGAUGAGUUGCAUGAACUAGUGAACUUCAAGGUGAAGAACGACGUGAGAAAGAUAAUUGACCAAAUAAAGACUAAAAUAUCGAAUUUAUCCGCCACUAAAACAAAGCCCUCAUUGAUAACGAAGAAAGAACUGCUCAAACUACUUAACAAGGCCGACUUUCUCAGUCUCAAAAAGAUAAAAAAUAUCGGUGAUAAGCGGGCUUUAAAGAUCAUUGAGUAUCUGAAAUUCAAGAGAAUCGGUAAAACGGAAGACUUAUGUAAAAUAUUUAGUAAGCGGGUGGUUGAUAGCAUAAUGAAGAACGUGACUGAAUAACGUUUCGAUUAUAUGUAGCAAAUAAAACGCAUAAUACCGGGUGCCAUGCUGUAUGCAGAUUGAGUGCGGUGCACACCGUUGUCUUUGGUAUUGUCAGCAUGGUUUUCCGUGCUUGUUUUUCUGCUCAGAAGACCUGUACCAUAUAUCGCAGAAAAUUAAAUGGUAGAUUUGUGAUGAUCGUGUUUUUUAUACGGUGUUAUAGCAUGUAUCAAAAUGUUUUUUUG
Molecule: messenger RNA, 2170 nt
Organism: Vavraia culicis subsp. floridensis
Lineage: Eukaryota; Fungi; Microsporidia; Pleistophoridae
Exons: 1
Coding region: 57-1946 (629 amino acids)
Biological process (GO): microtubule-based movement
Cellular component (GO): kinesin complex; microtubule
Molecular function (GO): ATP hydrolysis activity; ATP binding; microtubule motor activity
Source: RefSeq, a predicted model, not a curated record